CCCCAGGCUUGUUCAACUGCACAUCUCAGCCCUGCACCUGCACUCUCCUCUAGUGUGCCGUGCAAGAUGGAAGCUCAAGUUGAGGUGCAUGACGCCCACCCAAACUCUUCACUGAACAUUCCUGUUCUGUUUCCAAAUCAGUUUGGCGAAGGUGGGUCAGCACCGUCAUCAGGAGAUGCUGAUGGCAACGCUGACGUCUCUGGGGCGUCCAGCUCCCAGCAACACAUCAGGAUUGGAUGUCCCCAGCGUGGGUUGGUGUCUGCAGGUGCAAGCGAACUACAGCAGAACAUUGAUAUGGAACAUCCUGCUUCAGGAUCUCACCGCUGCUCUGAAGACUCCUCUAGUUCAGGGAGUGGUCUACAGCAACACAUUGAUUUAGAACAUCCUGCAUCAGGACCUCACUGCUGCUCUGAAGACUCCUCUAGUUUCUAGUUCAGGGAGUGGUCUACUGCAGCACAAUUAUGCUUUGCAUUCUAUAGAAACAUCCUACAAGUUCCCUGUCAAAGAAAAACCUGUACAAUGCUCCAAGUGUGAUUAUUCUUGCACCAUAAAAGAUCACUUGAAAAGACAUUUUCUUUGCAAGCAUUCAACCGAAAAACCUUUUCAGUGCUCCAAGUGUGACUAUGCUUGCGCCAGAAAAGAAUACUUGAAAAAAAUAUUUUCUUCGCAAGCAUUCAACAGAUA
Molecule: messenger RNA, 684 nt
Organism: Hyalella azteca
Lineage: Eukaryota; Metazoa; Arthropoda; Malacostraca; Amphipoda; Hyalellidae
Exons: 2
Coding region: 67-432 (121 amino acids)
Source: RefSeq, a predicted model, not a curated record